CAACGUCAAGAUGUAAUGAAAACAAGAUUGUUGCCGCGUUCGUCAUUCGACCCCUUAUCAACGAAUUUUAAUCAAAGCGAAACUAAUUACAAUUGUAGAUAAGAUGUAUUACCUAAUUUAAUCGCUUACGCUGGGGGCAUAGCGCACGUCGCCAUUACUGUAAAAAUGGCUGGUUUAGUGACGAAAAAGAGCGGCUUGCUCGUGAAGUUAAUUAAAAAUGUGAAUGAUUGCACAAAACGGUUGUCUUCUCACUUCAUUUACUAUCCUGACAAUGAGAAACCCGUGGAAGGUGAGACCGCCAAGAUGAAUAUGAUGCAAGCCAUCAACAAUGCUAUGGACAUCACGUUGAAGAAUGACCCGACCGCCGUGCUGUUUGGUGAAGAUGUGGCUUUUGGAGGAGUCUUCCGAUGUGCACUUGGGUUACAAGAGAAAUACGGCAAAGACCGAGUGUUCAACACGCCGCUCUGCGAGCAGGGUAUCGCAGGGUUCGGUAUCGGGCUCGCCACGGCCGGAGCCACGGCCAUCGCGGAGAUACAGUUCGCUGACUACAUAUUCCCUGCUUUUGAUCAGAUAGUAAACGAAGCAGCAAAAGCCCGCUACCGCUCCGGCGGUCAGUUCGACUGCGGCGCCCUGACGAUACGUACUCCGUGCAGCGCGGUGGGGCACGGCGGCCUGUACCACUCACAGAGCCCUGAGGCAUUCUUCGCACAUGUACCUGGACUUAGGGUCGUAGUUCCUCGAGGUCCCAUAACUGCCAAGGGUCUGUUGCUGUCCUGCAUCAAAUCCCGUGACCCUUGCCUGUUCCUGGAACCCAAGAUACUGUACCGAUCAGCUAGCGAAGAGGUGCCGGUAGAAGAUUAUACCCUGCCACUUGGGAAGGCACAGGUUUUGAGGGAAGGUGAUGCAGCCACACUAAUAGGUUGGGGCACACAGAUACACGUGCUGCUGGAAGUGGCGCAACUCGCUGAAGAAAAGUUGGGAGUCAAAUGUGACGUCAUUGACCUACAGUCUAUCCUGCCCUGGGAUGAGGAGACUGUUUGUAAUUCCGUUAAGAAGACAGGUCGUUGUCUGAUCUCUCACGAAGCGCCUCUCACGUCAGGAUUUGGCGCCGAACUUGCCGCUACUAUUCAGGAGGAAUGUUUCCUACACCUAGAGGCGCCGAUCUCCCGCGUGGCGGGCUGGGACGCUCCCUUCCCACAUGUCUUCGAGCCAUUCUACCUGCCCGACAAGUGGCGAUGCUAUGAAGCACUCACACAGAUGCUCAAAUACUAACCUCUACAGUUCAUAUGGAAGAUAAUCAUCAGUUUUAAUCAAUAAAUUAUACAAAUUAUA
Molecule: messenger RNA, 1332 nt
Organism: Helicoverpa zea (corn earworm)
Lineage: Eukaryota; Metazoa; Arthropoda; Insecta; Lepidoptera; Noctuidae
Gene: BckdhB
Product: 2-oxoisovalerate dehydrogenase subunit beta, mitochondrial
Exons: 8
Coding region: 166-1272 (368 amino acids)
Biological process (GO): response to nutrient; branched-chain amino acid catabolic process
Molecular function (GO): catalytic activity
Source: RefSeq, a predicted model, not a curated record